AUGUUAGACGAAGGCAAUGAAAGCAAUGAAAUUAUCAAAUUUAGAGAUUAUCUUAAUGCUGUCUUUGAUAAAUCAAUUCGUGAACUAAAUCUUAGCCUAUCUGAAGACAAAAGAGACGAAGUGGAGCUUAUUACUGAUGGAUCCCUAUCUGAAGAUGAAAAAGACAAAGCGGAGCCUAUUAUUGAUGGAUCCAUAUCUGAAGAUGAAAGAGAUGAAACGGAUCCUUUUAUUGAAAAAUUAUAUUCAGAAAUUGUCAAAACAUGUAAUGAAGGUAAAAAUAUCCCCGAUACAAUAGAAAGGAUUCUAUCUGAGAAUGAGAAAUCAUCCCAAGAUGUUUUCGAAUGGUUAUUAUCACAUCAAAAUAAGCCAGAAAACAUUUGUAUUCGAGCAUUAUUUCAUUAUUACAAGAUUGGGGGACAAAGUGAUAAGGAUGUGUAUGAAUUAUUUUUAAAAGCAGAGAAUGAAAAUAUUAUUGCAAAAUACUUUGUCGGGAAAUGUCUUGAAGAGGGCCGGAAUGUUAAAAAAAGCAAAACUAAAGCAAUUAAUUAUUAUGAGAAAGCCGAAGCCGGUAACUGUGCCGCUGCAGGAUAUGCAAUUGGGCUACAUUAUUUUAAGCAACAUAAAUAUAGCAAGGCAUUUACAUGCUUGAAAAAGUCGGCAGAAGGAAAUAACAUGAUGGCAUUGAAUCUAUUAGGGUUAUGUUAUCAAAAAUCUUUUGGAACAGGUAUUAAAUAUGUUGAGGCAUUUAAAUGCUUUCUCAAAGCUGCUGAAAUGGGACUACCGGAAUCACAAUAUAGACUUGGAAAAUGCUAUGAAAUGUCUGAAGGAACCAAAGGAGAUUUGGAACAAGCAUUACAUUGGUAUCAAAUGGCUAUGGACAAUGAAUAUCAAUGUUACAAUGACUUUCAGAGAGUAAAGAUUGCAAAAAAUCAAGAAUUGGA
Messenger RNA from Cetraspora pellucida, 941 nucleotides. The record is from the annotation of a GenBank genome assembly. Lineage: Eukaryota; Fungi; Glomeromycota; Glomeromycetes; Diversisporales; Gigasporaceae.